AUGACUGUGGGCCGUCUGAUCGUUAGACUGGGUGUUGGUUCUGCCGCGAUGAUCGUCCCACUGAAUAUCGUCGAAGUAGCUCCUGUUAAACAUCGCGGGCGUAUGAUCAGUCUCGACAACCUCUCGAUCACCACGGGCCAGCUCAUCAGCUACGGCAUCGGCGCCGCAUUUGCAAAUGUCAGCGCUGACGAGGCAGCCAAAGUGAUCGCCCAGAUCUUCACCGAUGGAACUCCGCUACAAGUCCAACAAAAAGUGCAGCAUAUCAUGAUUCACGUGGACCGGACACGAAACGAAGACAAGAGUCUUUGGUGGCUGAUCAAGCAGCUCGUGAUCCCUGCCAAUUACCGCGCCAUGUUCGCAGCCUGUGGUCUCAUGGAUAUUUCACAACUCGGCGGAUUCAUUUCUAUCCUCUAUUACUCAGGCACGCUCUUUGCCGCCCCACAAAUUUCGUCUUCACCCUUCACCUGGAUCAAUCUACUUCUAGUCGACCGUGUCGGCCGUCGCCAGAUCCUCCUACAUACACUAUGGGUGAUGGCGGCGGCGCUAACACUCGCCGCGAUUUGUUUCCACUGGAUCCCACUCAACCACGACCUCGAACUUACUUCGCACAAAAACAGCUGGGCCGCGGAUCUUGUCCUCGUUUGUAUGGUCGUCUUCGUGGCAUUCUACUCUGCCGGCGCAGGCUCGAAUGUGAUCGUGUCCUCCACUUUUCUCACACGGAUGGCAAAUACCACACCAUCGGGUGCAUUCGGUUUCUAUGCGACGGUGUGCUUCUUCGGCUGGGUCGGGGUCAUUUUCUGUUACCCGGACGUGAAGGGUAUGACGCUGGAGGAUAUUCGGGAAGUCUUCCAGCACGGCUUUGGCGUGCAGUAUGCGCGUGAAAUACAGCGUGGGGCGGAACAGCGUCGCGAUACCGCGAGGGAGAACGUGGGGGUCAUAAAUCAGGUUUGGAGUGGGGUGGAUGGAAGGAAUGUUGGGGUAAACCUCUAA
This is a messenger RNA of Penicillium subrubescens, 990 nucleotides long. Its product is annotated as Myo-inositol transporter. Gene Ontology annotation, cellular component: membrane. Gene Ontology annotation, molecular function: myo-inositol:proton symporter activity. The transcript has 5 exons. Bases 1 to 990 code for a protein of 329 amino acids. Lineage: Eukaryota; Fungi; Ascomycota; Eurotiomycetes; Eurotiales; Aspergillaceae. Gene Ontology annotation, biological process: transmembrane transport. The record is from RefSeq and is a predicted model, not a curated record.